Messenger RNA from Mercurialis annua (annual mercury), 2688 nucleotides. RefSeq names its product KH domain-containing protein HEN4-like. The transcript is spliced from 8 exons. Bases 213 to 2189 code for a protein of 658 amino acids. Gene Ontology annotation, biological process: regulation of gene expression. The record is from RefSeq and is a predicted model, not a curated record. NCBI's taxonomy places the organism in Eukaryota, Viridiplantae, Streptophyta, Magnoliopsida, Malpighiales, Euphorbiaceae. Gene Ontology annotation, cellular component: cytoplasm; nucleus. Gene Ontology annotation, molecular function: mRNA binding.
GGUUCACCAUUUUAUCACUCUCUCAUCUCUACUGUAUAUUCUUUUUUCGUUUCUGACGACAAUAUCGCGACAUCUUUUAUUUUUCUUCUUAUAAAAGAAGAAGACCUAAUUCUGCAUCAUUAUUUCUAAAAGCUCGCAAAUUAAGUUGCGUAUUGCUCUAAAUCGACAAAAAAAAGCAUUUUGCAGUGAACUUAGCUUUGGUGCAAAUAGAUAUGUCUAAUGCAUUGACGCCGGCUAAGAGGCCGCAUGAUCGGAAUUAUACGGAGACUAAUGGAAAAGGGAAGUUACAAAAGACAGCUGGCCUUAAUUCCCCUAGCCGUAAUGUAGUAUUCCGAGUACUUUGUCCUGCGUCUAAAACUGGAGGUCUUAUUGGUAAAGGUGGUUCCAUUAUAUCGCAAAUCCGUCAAGAAACUGGUGCCAAGGUUAGGGUUGAGGAAACUGUCCCCGGAAGUGACGAGAGAGUUGUAGUUAUUGCAGGUGCCGAUAAGGAAAGCAAUGUUAAUGCGGAGCAAAAUAGAGAGGAUAAUGAUAGUAAAGAGGCUAAUUUGGAGGGAGAAGGUGAUGAUACAACGGUAAAGGAAAUUUCGUCCUUGCAAAAAGCUUUGGUGCUCGUUUUUGAGAGAAUAAUUGAAGCAGAACCGGAGGCAGAUGGAGAGGAUGAGGGAAAGAAGAAGCUUUCUUCAUUUACGUUGAGGUUACUUGUGCUUUCCAGUCAAGUUGGUUGCCUUUUGGGUAAGGGUGGUAGUGUAAUCAAGCAAAUGUCAGCUGAAAGUGGGGCACAGAUUCGGAUUCUUCCAAGAGAUAAACUUCCUCCUUGUGCAUCACCUAAUGAUGAACUUCUGCAGAUUGCAGGAGAGACUGAUGCGGUUAGAAAAGCUCUUCAAUUAGUUGCUCAGCAGCUUUUGGAGAAUCCACCAAAGGAUCAUGACUCUUAUCCUCCCAAUUCAAUGGGACCUUCAUCCAAUUCAUUUGUCCAUCCUUUUCCUUGGCCAGAAGCAUAUCCACCACAAUACCCUUCUUUUAAUGCUCGAGGAACUCCUUAUGGUACUGGACCUCGGGAGUUUCAUGAAGGUGGUAUGCCUGGUCGAAUGAGGGCUGCACCAAAUUUUAUAACCUUCCGCUUACUGUGUUUUGAUGAGAAGGUAGGCGGUGUUAUUGGAAAAGGAGGAUCAACAAUAAAAAGCCUCCAGCAAGAAACAGGCUGUGAGAUUAAAGUUUUGGAAGGGCUUUCUGAUUCAGAGGACCGCAUCAUUGUCAUAUCUGGUCCAGCGCACCCAGAUGAUAGGAUAUCAGUUGUACAAGAUGCUGUCCUUCGUGUACAAACCAGGAUUGCUAGGGCCUUACCUUUACCUGAUGGCAAGGACAAGGCUGUGAUUGCAAGGCUUCUAGUCUCCUCUAAUCAAAUUGGUUGUCUCCUUGGCAGAGGUGGUUCUAUCAUGACGGAAAUGAGGAAGUCAACUGGGGCAUAUAUUCGUAUUUUGGGAAAGGAUCAAGUUCCAAAAUGUGCUUCAGAAAAUGAAGAAGUAAUUCAGAUAAAUGGAGAGCAUGAAAUAGUUCAAGAAGCACUUGUGCAGAUAACCACUAGGUUACGCAAUCAUGUCUUCCGUGAUGUAUUUCCUUCUCUAGACUAUCCUUCCAAUCCUGCCUUUCUGGACCAAGCACCGCCAUUUCCUCCAUAUAUGGGAAGAAGGGAACCAUCGCCUCCAUUCCAUGCGUUUCACAAUUUUGAUGGCAUGGGUGGUCCACCGCCGCAUGCUGGUUUCCAUCCCCAUGACGAUCAUUCUCCUUUCAUGCAUAAUAUUCACAGACCAGGCAUGCCCCCGCAUUUUGAAAGAAAACAUUGGGGUCCUCAGGGACAUAUUGAAGGUGGUGCACCAAUGGGCAUGGCGGACUUUGGAGGGCACCCUAAAAGAAGAAUUUCUAAUUUUGGAGGUGUAAACCAUCCGGCUAUCAUCACAAGCACAACUGUUGAAGUUGUUGUUCCUCGUUCUGUGGUCCCUGUAUUAUAUGGAGAAGGUGGUGCAUGUUUGAAACAAAUUCGCCAGAUUUCGGAUGCAAAAGUUACGGAUAUUGAGCCGAAGCCUGGAGCAGUAGAAACUGUAAUUGUAAUAUCUGGGACUCCUGAACAAACCCAUGCAGCUCAAAGUCUUAUUCAAGCAUUUGUGAUGAGUGAAAGGGAGUCCGCUUGAUCUUUAUAUGAGGUCACAUUUGUAAACACCUCUCUCUGCCUUCAAAGUUUUGCCUAGUCAUGCUCUUGUACGCGUAUUGUGAUAAGUUAUUCUAUUACUUGCUUCUGUAAUGUAUUUGCAGAAGGGACCGAGUAAUCGCAAAAACUUGCAUCUAGCCAAUGCUGUGAAGAUGGAAGAUAGUUGCACCUCUAACUUGGCAGUUUUUGUGAGUACAGUGAAACUCGUCUGCGCUUUAUGGUGAAAUGUAUUACAUACUUUUCACAUAGUUUACUAAUUUGAUGGCUGGCAUGCAUGUUCAAUUGCUCAAAAUGUAUUUAUGGCAUCCACUAGAGUUGACUUACCAAACUUACAUUUUGGUGAAAUCUGAAUGAUAAUUUUGUAGUAGACAUUCGCAAGGAAAGUCUUUGAUUAGUACUUAAACGUCCUACUUGAUGCCGUGGAUUUGUUAGAACAUUUGGACUAUAUUAGAAUUCUUAAUCACAGACCUUUUUGUUUGUCA